CUCGACUUGACCUCCUCCACACUUUGAGCCACCAGUCCUUUUUGACAAUAGCUUGGGCCUUGAUCUGUCCUUCAAUUCUUCACUACUACGUACUGUCCAGGCAUCACGAGAACAAAUUGCGUUUUCAUUAUCGUUGAAAGACGACACCGGACCCAGCCUCUUCUACUGACAACAUCCUCCCACUGUCUACCCGAGGCAAGCGUUUCGACUUUCCUCUCCAACUAUUCAUUCUUCGCCACCUUCUCAAGGUCACUCUUCUAGCAGACAGAGAGCUAUCUACACCUUCUAUACGUACGGCAACCAGAGUCAAAUCUCUGUAGACUGCUGCCUGAGUACUGGCUUCCCAAGAUGCCGGCCAGAAAUUACAACCCCUUUGCCAAACGAGAGGAAUUCUCAAGCCGAAACCUCAUCGCCUACAAGAUCCUCACUGUGGUCUCAUGGCUACUCCUCGUUAUUGCCGGUGUCUACUACACCUUUAGACGCCCUGAAGAUCACCACCACCACCAUAACUACCACACCAUCUGGGGCCAGAACAACCACCGAGCUACCCCCUUCAGCUUGAAUUCAAUCGUGGUCAGCAUUUACUGGGUCGUGGUCUUGAUCUUGCAGGCACACUAUGUCAGAUAUCUCUACUCUGCCGACCAGACAUUUGUCACUAGUGCAGCCAACGUGGGAAGCCACUUUAUCCUGCACAAUCUCCUCAGCUUCGGUUUCAUUCUUCUCUGGGUCCGCGGCUUUUUCUGGCAGGGUGAAAUCCUCCUCAUUGUCAACCUUUUCAACCUGACCCUCCUCUACUUCCGCCAUCCCACCACUCCACGCUUUGUUCAUAUCCCUAUCGUCUCGGCACCUCUUGCUUGGACUUAUAUUGCCAUUCUUUGGAACGGGGCUGCAGCAGUCAAUGCAAGGAGUCUCCCUGCGAGAAUUGUGGCCAAUAUCUUCAUCUGGGGCAUCCUCGUCUUGGGGGCAUUUUUCCUACUCACAUACAAGGACUAUACUAUUGGCAUCGAGCUGUCAAUCCUCGCGCUAGCUCUUGCCAUUGCCCAGCUGGAGACGCAUGUGAUUGCAUUCCAAUGGAUCUUUGCCUUUAUUAUUGCUGUACUACUCUUCUUCGGUUCUCUCUUCAUUGGAGCCCCACAAUGGUUUGGCCAAGGCAGGGAAGCACGCCAAGAAGGUGCUGUUGUCGGUGAGGACCGUGAACGCGCUCCUCUUCUUGAUGACCACUAGGUCUCAAUGCCUUGCUAACCGGGCAGCAUGCAUGGGUAUUGAUACGCCGGGGAAGUAUUGAGCUGCAAGUGGUGGUGAGGUGGUUACAUUGAAGGUAUGGCAGCAUUGCUGGCAUGGGUUCAAGGUUCUGAUCUCAUUCGUUGAAUCAUGGAAGCCACAGGAGGCAUGAGUUAAGAGGCUUGCUUUGCAGUUCGUCUAAUGAGUUUCAGCACUGCAUUUUCAAUGAUUGGAGCAGCGUGGCAUAUUUCGCAGACUCUGGACUCAGCAAAUGAGGCAGGCGUUGGGGCGGUUUGACUUUUUGGACGAUGGCCAGCACUCACGCCAUCUGCAGUAUCUGGUUGCCCAGACCGCUCGAGUUAAUUUAGGUUGUUCUCCAUUGGUCUCUGAGUAACAUGGAUUAGCAGCAAAAUAGCCUCCUAGCACCCAUCUAUCUAUUGUGUUUUUGUUUCUCCGUGUUUACUCGUCAAGUGUUGACCAAUAAAUCAGGUUUCUCAG
Molecule: messenger RNA, 1719 nt
Organism: Exophiala mesophila
Lineage: Eukaryota; Fungi; Ascomycota; Eurotiomycetes; Chaetothyriales; Herpotrichiellaceae
Exons: 4
Coding region: 349-1224 (291 amino acids)
Source: RefSeq, a predicted model, not a curated record